AGUCAUGGACAAGGCUCUGUGAGCAGAUCAGUCUCUUCUACAUCAUCAGGAUGUUGUGUGGUCACACAAAGAACUGAGGCCCAGGGUGCUGGUUGGCCCCUGAGGACGAAGACCAGGAAGCCAGGCCCCCAGACAGUCCUCAGGGAUGUUCUCUAGGGGCCACGAGAGGGGCCUCAGUGGACCAGAUGAAUCCAGCGAUGUAGAGGCACCUCAGAGUCCACACAAGUGGUCCAAGAGGAGGGAGCUGGGGGGUAAGAAGAGCACUCAGAGCCCCAAGGUGGGCCGGAGCCUGCGGAGGAAGUUCCAGAAGUUCCAGCAGGGCCCGGCAGGGCCGGGGGAGCCCUCCAUCCACCAGCCCCAGGAUCUGCUCUCCCCUGUGGAACAGGACAUGUUUAUAUGCGGCCUGAAGAGAGACCCCUCCAGUGGGGAGUUCACUGGACUCCACUCCUCCCUGCCCAGUGGCCGAAGUCACACAGGGACUCUAAACCUACCUGUGGCUGGGGAUAUGGCGCUGAACAGAGAGUGCUUCAUCAACGCCCCCGGUACUGUAAGUACCAACGGCCCGACCGCAAGCCUACCCACCUCUCCCUCUGGAGAGAACAGCAGCGCUGAAUGUCAGGAUGGGAUUGGGGUUGUGGAGGACACACACAGACCUUCUCCUAGUGAAGGGGAAGAAGAGGAGGAAGAUGAGGGAGAGAAAUGCUCCAGUGACAUCGUCGAACACAUCUUGAAAGAGCUGAGAGGUAUCAACAAGAUUCAGGAGGAGAUCGCAGACCUGCGGCAGUACCUGACCUCUGUGAGAGGCUCAGUGGACGAGGUCUCCUGCUGUGUGGAUGCAGUGCUGAAUGAGAUAGGGGAGCUCUACUCCUCUGGAGCCUCAGCACCAGGACCCCAGACCCCUCAGAGGCUUAGCGUCAGACGUGGCAGCCCGGGCAGUCAGAAUGUCGUCACAGCCUUCCACAGGAGGGCCACCAGUCCUUUACUGGAGCACCGGCAGGGGUCUUGGGACAAAGACCCAGUGAUGAUGAUGGUGCCACCACAGGGGUCACCUAAAACAUGGAGAGAAAGGUUAGCUCCUUGCCAACCCGAACCAGCCGACCAGGAGAAUUCCGACCACAGCUCAGACGUGCCCUCUUCACGACCAGGGCCAAGUCAAGCCAGCCUUUCCUACCUUGAGCAAGGGUAUGCCCAUGACUGCCCCAGCACCAGCUCCCUGUCGUCAGGCCACAGCUCCAACACUCUGGACCGGGACGCCAGGUACCGCUCGGUUAAGGCCAGGCUAUGGCAGAGUGGCUGGGCCUCGGCAGGCAUGCAACACAGUGUGAGUGGAGAUGGGGGGUGGAGUGAGGAGAACGGCUGGAGUGAAGAAGACAUCUACUCCUGUCAGAACAGUGGGGAGGAGGUGGAGGACCACUGUGCAGGGCCAGGUGGCUGGGACAGGUACACCACAGGAGAGACCAGCAGCACCCCAGGCCAGUCAUCCCACAGCAGCUCAGAGCACCUGUCCCUGCUGUUCGGCAUCCACAAGAACUCCCCCUCCAGCUCGUCCAGUGUGGUGGACUGGCGGCACCCCAGGCAGCAGGGCAGCAAUGGACACUUAGUGUGUGACUGUUCAGCCAACUGCCCAUACUCUCGGAGCUCCGGCUACCACACAAUGGACGCCUAUGCUGAUGUGGGGAGCUGUGGGCCGUCCAGGAGCAUGAGUCGCUCCACUGUGCUGCUCACAGACUGUGAUGAUGGCUACCUGGAGCUGCACUCCCCCAAUGACCGCUAUACGUCCUCUGCUGACACCCUGGAUGUGGGAUCCGUUGAGAGCCUGGACAGGGAGUGGACUGAACAGUCUGUCCCAAGAGACGAUGCAGGAGAGUGGGGGUCGGGGAACCUGCCUAGCCCUGAGCCUGAGAACACCCAGCUCCUCAAUGUGGGAUUUGAUGUGAAAAGCAUUGGGAAGGCUGUGCUCACCUUUAGGUCUGCUCUGAAAGGGGCUCUGAGGAAGCUGGAGGGAUCAAGCCCGGAGCCUGGCAACGAUGACAGUGAGUCAGAAGCAGCUCCCUCUCCUGUCAGACCUUGUUCCCCUGAACCCCCGGAGGGAGAGAUCACUAUGCCAACUGAUCACGUUCGCCCUGCGUCUCCACUGGAAGAGUACAGCGAGGCCUCAAUCUAUGUGGACUGCAGCCCAGCCCAAGAGAACCUGCCUUGCUCCCUACAAGCAUCCCCAAAUGAAAGGACUCACUCCCCCUGCACCCCUACCGAGUAUCAUUCCAUGGAGCAUUUAGAGAGCCAAGGAGAGUAUCAGACUGAUGGAGAACUGUCCAACCCAGAGCUGACACCAGACCACAGUCCUCCAGGAAGGGCUGGGAAGAGUUCAGCAGAUUUUAACAUCAGCCCAGAGAGGAUAGGGUUAAGUCCAACAGGGUUAAGUCCAAUAGGAGAAGACCACGAUGGAGCUGAUCAGGAUGAGUUUAGAGAACAGGAUGUUGUUAGCCCUAAGAAGGAACGCCUUGCUAAUCUGCAGCGCAUCCUGAAAGAAAAGAGACAGAGAUGUAAACUUUCCAAAACUUCCCAAGGAUCCCAGUCCAUGUUCUCUGAGGAGGAGUUCAAUCCAGAUGGCAGCAGAGAAGAUGACCAGGGACGAGAUGAUGGACCCAAAUCCAGACAAGCUUGGAUCAAACCAGGCGGUGGAAGUGGUUUGUUUGGGAUUGACAGCAUGCCAGACCUUCGUAAGAGGAAGCCAAUACCUCUGGUCAGUGACGUGGCUAUGUCACUGGUCCAGGCUAGAAAGGCUGGAAUCACCUCUUCCAUGGCCGCGCGCUCCUCCGUCAAAGACGAGGAGCUGAAGAACCAUGUUUAUAAGAAGACUCUACAGGCUCUGAUCUACCCCAUCUCCUGCACCACGCCCCAUAACUUUGAGGUGUGGACGGCCACCACGCCCACCUACUGCUACGAGUGCGAGGGGCUGCUUUGGGGCAUCGCCCGCCAGGGCAUGAGGUGCUCCGAGUGCGGGGUCAAGUGUCACGAGAAGUGCCAGGAACUGCUGAAUGCUGACUGCCUGCAGCGUGCUGCGGAGAAGAGCUCCAAGCAUGGGGCUGAGGAUCGUACCCAGAACAUCAUCAUGGCCAUGAAGGACCGCAUGAAGAUCAGGGAGAGGAACAAGCCGGAGAUCUUUGACGUGAUCCGGGAUGUCUUUGUCGUCAGCAAGGCGAUCCACGCUCAGCAGAUGAAGACCAUCAAACAGAGUGUACUGGACGGAACCUCCAAGUGGUCGGCCAAGAUCACCAUCACAGUGCUGUGUGCCCAGGGACUGCAGGCCAAAGACAAGACGGGUUCCAGCGACCCCUAUGUCACGGUCCAGGUGGGCAAGACCAAGAAGAGGACCAAAACCAUCUACGGCAACCUCAACCCUGUCUGGGAGGAGAAGUUCCACUUCGAGUGUCAUAACUCGUCGGACCGCAUCAAGGUGCGUGUAUGGGACGAGGACGAUGACAUCAAGUCCCGGGUGAAGCAGCGUCUGAAGAGGGAGUCCGACGACUUCCUGGGUCAGAGCAUCAUCGAGGUCCGCACGCUCAGCGGAGAGAUGGACGUCUGGUAUAACCUGGAGAAGAGGACCGACAAGUCAGCCGUGUCCGGCGCUAUCCGUCUCCACAUAAGUGUGGAGAUCAAGGGAGAGGAGAAAGUGGCUCCCUAUCACGUUCAGUACACCUGUCUACACGAGAACCUCUUCCACCACUCAACGGACGUUCUGGGCCAGGGGGUGGUGAGGAUCCCAGAUGCCAAAGGAGAUGAUGCCUGGAAGGUGUACUUUGACGAGGUGGCCCAGGAGAUAGUGGACGAGUUUGCCAUGCGAUACGGGAUCGAGUCCAUCUACCAGGCCAUGACGCACUUCGCCUGCCUGUCCUCUAAGUACAUGUGUCCUGGCGUUCCGGCGGUGAUGAGCACCUUGCUGGCCAACAUCAAUGCCUUCUACGCUCACACCACCGCCUCCACCAAUGUCUCCGCCUCUGACCGCUUCGCCGCCUCCAACUUUGGGAAAGAGCGCUUUGUCAAGCUCUUGGAUCAACUCCACAACUCCUUGCGCAUUGACCUCUCCACAUAUAGGAACAACUUCCCUGCCAGCAGUAAGGAUCGUCUCCAGGACCUGAAAUCCACUGUGGACCUACUGACCAGCAUCACUUUCUUCAGGAUGAAGGUCCAGGAACUGCAGAGUCCCCCCAGAGCCAGUCAGGUGGUGAGGGACUGUGUCAAGGCCUGCCUCAACUCCACCUACGACUACAUCUUCAACAACUGCCAGGAGCUGUACAGCCACCAGUACCAGCUGCUGGACACACACAAAGAGGAUCUUCCCCUGGAGGAGCAGGGCCCAAGCAUCAAGAACCUGGACUUCUGGCCCAAACUGAUCACCCUUAUAGUCUCCAUCAUAGAGGAGGACAGGAACUCCUAUACACCCGUGCUCAACCAGUUCCCUCAGGAGCUGAAUGUGGGGAAGGUGUGUGCUGAGGUCAUGUGGGCGCUGUUCUCUCAGGACAUGAAGUAUGCCAUGGAGGAGCAUGAGAAACACCGGCUGUGUAAGAGUGCUGACUACAUGAACCUGCACUUCAAGGUCAAGUGGCUGUACAACGAGUAUGUGAAGGACCUGCCAAACUUCAAAGGGGUUGUACCCGACUACCCAUCGUGGUUCUUACAGUUUGUGCUGCAGUGGCUGGAUGAGAAUGAAAGUGUUUCCAUGGAGUUCAUGCAUGGAGCUCUGGAGAGAGACAAGAAAGAUGGAUUCCAGCAGACAUCUGAGCAUGCUCUCUUUUCUUGCUCGGUGGUGGACGUCUUCACCCAGCUCAACCAGAGCUUUGAGAUCAUCAAGAAACUGGACUGUCCUGACCCAAAGGUCAUGGCCCACUACAGCCGACGAUUUGCCAAGACUAUUGCCAAAGUUCUUCUGCAGUACAGUGCCAUUCUGACCAAGAGCUUCCCCUCCUACUCUGACAAAGAGAAGAUCCCCUGUGUACUGAUGAAUAACGUGCAGCAGUUGCGUAUCCAGCUGGAGAAGAUGUUUGAGUCCAUGGGUGCCAAACAGCUGGACACAGAAGCCAGUGACCUCCUGAAUGAGCUUCAGGUCAAGCUGAACAAUGUGCUGGAUGAGCUGAGUACCACGUUUGGAAACAGUUUCCAGGUCCGUAUUGAUGACUGUAUGAGACAGAUGGCCUCUCUGCUGUACCAGAUCAAGGGCCCAGUCAACGCCAACAGCCGCAACAUGGUGGAGGCCGACUCCGACAACAUGCUACGGCCACUUAUGGACUUCCUGGAUUCCAAGUUAACGCUGUUUGCCACAGCGUGUGAGAAGACUGUUCUAAAGCGGGUUCUGAAAGAGCUGUGGAGGAUUGUGAUGAGCAGCCUGGAGAAGACCAUCGUCCUGCCCCAAGGAAACGACACCUUCGGGGCCCAGAUCCUGUCUGCAGCCAAGGAACUGGGGCAGCUCUCCAAGCUCAAGGAUCACAUGGCAGGAGAGGCCAAAAGCCUGACCCCUAAACAGUGUGCUGUCAUGGAUAUAGCACUGGACACAAUCAAACAAUACUUCCAUGCAGGAGGGAACGGUCUGAAGAAGGCGUUCCUGGAGAAGAGUCCUGAGUUGACCUCACUACGCCACGCUCUGUCCCUCUACACGCAGACCACAGACACGCUCAUCAAGACCUUCGUCACAACACAACACACACAAGUGCACAAUGGGAAGGGUAUUAGGUUAACUCCCAACGAAAAAAUACAACCCUCCAGGGGGUCAGGAGUGGACAAGCCGGUGGGAGAGAUAUCCGUUCAGAUCGACCUAUUCACCCACCCUGGUACUGGGGAGCACAAAGUCACUGUCAAAGUGGUGGGAGCCAAUGAUCUGAAGUGGCAGACGUCUGGGAUGUUCCGGCCCUUUGUGGAGAUCACCAUGAUUGGACCCCACCUCAGUGACAAGAAGCGCAAGUUCCAAUCCAAGUCCAAGAACAACAGCUGGGCGCCCAAGUUCAACGAGACCUUCCACUUUAUCCUAGGUAACGAGGAUGGCUUUGAGUGCUACGAGCUGCAGAUGUGUGUGAAGGACUACUGUUUUGGCCGUGCCGAUCGGGUGGUGGGCAUGGCUGUGAUGCAGCUGCGGGAUGUGGCAGAGAAGGGCAGUGUGGCGUGCUGGUGCCCCCUGGGUCAGCGGGUCACCAUGGACGAGACAGGCCUCACCGCCAUGCGCAUCCUCUCCCAGCGCUCCAACGACGAGGUGGCCAAGGAGUUCGUCAAGCUCAAGUCUGAGAUACGCUCUGAGGAGGAGGGCAGAUGAGGUCUCCCUGAAGGAGGGGUGUGAAGGGCCUCUAGUAAAGUGGGAAGUAAUAGGAGCACAUUGACUACUACUACUUUGGACUAAUAAUGUCCCCUGGCUGCUACUGGCUGUUUGAUGGACACUGGUUCACCAUUACACUGUCACUCACUGUGUGUUUCUCAGACUCCCAUUUUGUGUCCCUCACUCCCUAUCUCCUACACAGACGUAGUUAGUUUCUCUCUCACUCAAUGGUUAUUAGACACAAUCUCACACGAUAUUGUACUUACUGUGGGUUGGCCAGUCUGGCACUAUGGACAUGCCAUGGGCGCUAUAUGCCAAUCAAUUCCUGCCAGCCUGUAUGCACUUCAGCACAGGGUCUCCCCCUCACCCCACAAUCCCCACCAGUGUUCAUGUGCAAUACCCCCCAACUGUGGCCAUAUGUUUGAUGCCUUACACUUUAGAAGCUGUGAAUGUGUGAAGUUCAGACAGAAAACUGUAACUGUAGUAGAAAGCUGUUUAUCUUCCUCAAUCUCUCUUUAGUGUUCUUCAGGAUCCAUGUUCAAAUCUCAUUGAUGCCACUAUUCGGGUCAAAACGCAGGAUGUCAUUGUUUGUGUUUUGGUCGAAGUAGAUUCACCUGGUUUCUAUCGUUUGGACUUCUACCACAUGUCAAGUACCCUACUCCUAAAUAUAGUGUACAAAUCCAGUUUUUUUUCCUGUAGAAAAGUGAAGUGUGUUUUUUUUGUAUUGAAAUUAGUGCCGUGUGGUGGUUCUGAAGUGAGUUUUACAUUUGACUCUCCCCCCUAUUUUUUUGACAUGAGGUACUGUAACGGCAACAGCACUCAAUAUAAAGGGUUUGUAAGUUGUGUGCCUUGUCAGGUGUUGGACUUCUAUUCAUAACCCAUUAGUCCCAUACAGUGUUAACAAUGCACUUUGAAUGAGAAUUACUGUAAUACUUUUUAGUCUAAAUUGUCAUAAAUGUUGUUAAUGCAAAGGGCUGCCUUCUAUCCAGAGAGAAACCUUCCUUUUAAGGAUAGAGAGUGGUGAGCACUUUUUAAUAUGGACUAUUGCUUCUUACAUCAAAAAACGACAAUAGUGUAUGUAGGGCCCUGUCUUGAACUUAGUAAUCACUGCUAAAUAACCCUGUUGAAUACAACAUUUUACAAACAUUUGGCUAAUGUUGCCAACCCUCAAUGACAGCCAUUUUAUUUUUAGUUUUUAUGUAUUUAUUCUGUAUGUAGAGUCUGGUCUACUUUGCAAACAGAGGGCUGCUAGAUGGCAUUUGAGUAUAGUUUUGAAUAGCUUUUUACUGCAGUUUUCUAGCAGGACCCUACAGAUACUAAGUGGACCUAGAGGGGCUUUUGGGACCAGAGGAGUUUAAACAAUUUUCAUCUCAGAUGAGGGAAAGGCUAGCCUCGUAUGGUUCGUAACGAGGCUAGGAAAAGGCAGUCCAAGCCCUCGGUUUGCAAAUAUUUUCCUGCUAUGUUUCCUUGUAUCUCUGAGUGGCCUUACAUUGGUGAUAAUAGAAGAUUUCUAUAUACAUGUUUUUACCCCCCAUUUUCUGUGUAUUUCUUUUCUCACAACGAUGCAGAGAGUUGGUCAAUUUGACCUGAAUCAACCGUAUCAGACUGCUGUUACUUUAUUUUUGUUUUUAAUUGUAUUGGAGGAUUUAUAUUUGUUUAGAUGUAGUCAUUUUCUUAGAUAUAGUAUUUAUAUUUUUGUUGUUUUCCAUUUUGAUCCCUCUUAAAAAAAUGUUGGAAUGAUGUGGAGAUGUUCAGUACGGUAUCAUGAGUUCUGUUGGAUCUACAGUAUACAGUAAGGGGUAAUGCAUGAGUUCUGUUGGAUCUACAGUAUACAGUAAGGGGUAAUGCAUGCCUGUCAUAUCCCUGAUAGAAAUGAGAACAUAUCACUCCUAACAAAAAUAUUUAGCGAUUUGUCAAGUUACACUGCCGUUGUCCAUACAAUAAUAGUCAGUUUGAUAUUCACACAAAGAAGAAAACUGCAACAUCACACACUGUUAAAGCUAUGUCUGGGCUUUAUAUGCAGUAUCUACAGUACCAAUGUGAAUACAUCUUUUUGGCUGUUGAUUUAGGGGGAAAAGUCUACUUCUAAGGAGGGCACUGCCACUAAGAUACAUGUUCCUUGUGCCAAGCUGUGCAAGUGUUCACUUUUUAUCGUUUCAUUACAUUUUUUUAAUACAUAUUUUUUAAAUCUUGUGAACCAUUGCACUAUAAUUAAAUCACUACAAUAGUUAGUUAGCACGUGUUGUAUGUCUGAGUAACUGGACUUUUGUGAAGUUUUAUUUGUAUUUUGCAACUGGAAAGAUCAUGGUAUUGAUCAUUAAAAUGUGUACAUUACAAUUUAUUAAUUUUGUAUAAAGUAUUUAAGAAAUAGCUA
This is a messenger RNA of Salmo salar (Atlantic salmon), 8675 nucleotides long. NCBI's taxonomy places the organism in Eukaryota, Metazoa, Chordata, Actinopteri, Salmoniformes, Salmonidae. The record is from RefSeq and is a predicted model, not a curated record.